Messenger RNA from Durusdinium trenchii, 498 nucleotides. Lineage: Eukaryota; Dinophyceae; Suessiales; Symbiodiniaceae. The record is from the annotation of a GenBank genome assembly.
AUGGUGGUCUCGGCGUAUGUCUAUCACCAUCGGGGCAACGAGCCGAACACCGGCUUGGGCAUGAAUAUCGCACAGAUGGGUCCCGAGAAGGGUGUUCCAGAGAUGGCAAGGCGCAUGAUCAAAACUGUCCACUACAUGGUCGACGCCUACAAAGUGGCCCCACCAGACAUGUACAUCAUUCGCUUUGAGAUCAUCACGAAUAGCUCAAAGAACUUCAAUCGCACCAUUCAGGAGAUGGUCCGCUUCCUCUUUGGAGAGGACAUCACCGAGAGGCAGAGACAGGCAAUCUUGGAUUCCGCCGUGGCCGAAGAUCUACAGGCGGGUGAGAAUGGGCUCUCCUGGCAUCUCCCCCACAACUCCAUGGAACAGGCGGCGUAUGGCAACCACACCAACGACGACGAGGACAUGAUGGAAGCUCGAAACUACCUGCCACUGGUGGACCCUGAUCUUUUGGCCAAGUUCCAACUCCUUCGGGCUGAACUGGGCUAUACAGGCUAG